UUUACGGUAAGAAACCAUCAUUAAAAGCAGUAGUCUCCCUGUCUUUGACUUCCCGGUAAGGUUUUGACAGAACUUUCUUUCCGCCUUUAUAAGGGAUGGUCUCCCUUCUUCUUUGAGUCCUGCAGGAGUAAAGAUGGGUGUCAGGCGCACAGACUGCCUCUCUCGGCCCCUGUCCAACCUUUUCGAGAAACUGGGAUCAGCAGUUGGCACCUGUCCAUUUUAUUUUUUCAUUAUUCCUAUUUUAAUCACAGCCUCGCUUGGUGGGGGCUUCUUCUUCCUCAAAGACAGAGAGGACAAUGAUCUUGAACGGCAGUUUACCCCCAAGAAAGGACCCUCAAAGGCAACGAGGGCUUUCGUCAGGGAGAACUUUCCUUACAAUGCGUCCAUGUUUUCCGAGGAAAGAUUGUACGACAGGGGGGACUUUGCUUCCAUCAUUGCUGUGCCGAGGAACAGCAACAAUAUUUUGGAAAGCCCUGCCUUGGAGGACGUCGUCAGACUCAACGAGAAGAUUCUGAACAUGACCGUGGACAACAGGCGGCUGGGAUUCAGCCAGGUGUGUGCCAAAGCCGGCGGAGAGUGCGUCUCAAACGUCAUCCUGGAUAUCAUCAGCUCCAACGAAUCCAGCAGAACCAGCCUCACCUACCCAGAACACAGACACGGGUCCGACUUAGUCUUCCUCGGCUAUACGCUUGGCGGAGUUCUAACGGAUGCCAACGGCACCAUCCAGAGGGCUCAAGCUGUGAAGUUGUACUACUACUUAAGCAGCCAAGAAGGCGCUGCAGAGGCCUCAGAGUUAUGGCUGAGAGGAUUUAAAGCGCUGCUGGCAGAUGAGACGGACAGGAAACACAUUGACGUCUCCUACUACACCUCUAAAUCCAAGCAGGAGGAGAUCGACAGCCACACCGUGGAUGGAUUCCCUUUAUUCCUCAUCACUUACGCCUGUGCUAUAAGCUUCUCUGUGAUAUCCUGCCUGAGAUCGGACCAUGUCAGAAACAAAAUGUGGGUGGCUGUCUUCGGUGUUUUAUCCGCCGGGCUGGCAGUUGUCUCCUCUUUUGGCUUGCUGCUUUACAUCGGAGUGCCGUUUGUCAUAACUGUGGCAAACUCUCCCUUUUUAAUACUGGGAAUCGGCCUGAACAACAUGUUCAUCAUGGUGUCCGACUGGCAGCACACCCACGUGAACGACCCUGUACCCAAGCGCAUGGCUCACACCUACAAAGAAGCCGUAAUGUCCAUCACCAUCACCGCCUUGACAGACGUCCUCAAGUUCUUCAUCGGCGUCAUGUCCGACUUCCCGUCGGUGCAGUCCUUCUGCCUGUACACCGCCACCUCCAUCAUCUUCUGUUACGUCUACACCAUCACCUUCUUCGGCGCCUUCAUGGCCCUGAACGGCAGGCGAGAGGCCAGCAACCGGCACUGGCUAACCUGCAUGAAGAUACCGUCGGAAAAGUCGAUUAACCAGACUGAGAUGUACAACAUCUGCUGCGUGGGAGGAUAUUACGAUGAGCUCACAGGAGCGGAGAAAAAACAACCCGCCAGCAAUUUCUUCAAGAAGUACUACGGACCAUGUUUGAUGAAACCUUGGGUCAAGGGUGCGGUUGUCAUUGUUUAUCUGGCAUAUUUGGCCACAAGUGUGUUUGGAUGUUUCCACAUUAAGCAGGGGAUUGAACUUUAUGACCUGGCAGCUGAUAACUCUCAUGUUACAAGAUUCAACAUUAAGGACAGGAAGUAUUUCUAUGAUUAUGGGCCAUCUAUCAUGGUCAUUGUGAAAGGGGAACUGGCAUACUGGGACGAGGCCAAAAGAUCUCAACUUCAGGCAUGCCUGGAAGACUUUAAGGAGCUCCGGUUUGUUGAUAGGGACAUUUACACAUCCUGGCUGGACUCGUACCUAUCAUACGGUCAAGAGAAACAUCUAAACCUUGACGAUAAAGAGGUUUUUCUCUCAAAUCUGCCUCCAUUUUUUGAGUUGUAUCCUUUGUUUAAGCAAGACGUGAACCUGACUGGAGACGCCAUCCAUGCCUCCCGGUUUUUCAUACAGACUGUCAAUAUUACCAAAGCCAGCGAGGAAAUCGAAGUGCUCAAAAGCUUAAAGCACAUUGUGGGCAGAUGCAAGGCAGCGUCUUUGUUGGUCUACAACCACGAGUUCAUCUACUUUGACCAGUACGACGUCGUGGUGAAGAGCACCAUUAAAAACGUCGGAGUUAUCAUGGCCGUGAUGUUGGUCGUGUCUCUCCUGCUGAUUCCCAACCCCGUCUGCUCCUUGUUGGUCACCUGUUCCAUCGGUUCGGUCACUGUGGGGGUGAAUGGCUGCAUGGCUCUUUGGGACAUCAGUCUCGACUCCAUAUCCAUGAUCAUUUUCACCGUCUGCAUCGGCUUCACCGUGGACUUCUCGGCUCAUAUGUCCUACGUCUUCGUCUCCAGCGACAAGGCCCAACCCAACGACAGGGCCGUGGACGCUCUGUCCAGUCUGGGUUACCCCAUCCUCCAAGGCACCUUGUCCACGAUUUUAGGGGUGUCGGUGUUGGCCACGUCGGAGUUCCACACCUUCAGAACCUUCUUCAAGAUUUUCUUCCUGGUCAUGUUCAUUGGGAUGGUCCACGGCAUCAUUUUCAUGCCGGUCUUCCUGACUUUGUAUCGACGCAGUUCAGAAAAAGGCAAAACUCCAGAGGAAGAUAUAAAAGCUACAAAAUUUUGACCACUGGAGGAAUAGUUGGACAUUUUAAGCUAAACAGCUCAGAUUUUUUUUUUGUACCAAAACGUAUAAAAAAGCAACCAUGUUUCUGAUAUUAUUUUAAGUUAUUUUCAUGUGUUGUUUGAGAUUAAUGAUCAGUUGUCCAGUAUUCUUCUAAGUAUUUCUACAGCAUUUGAUUCAAUUGUAUCAUUCUUUGUUCCUGAGUUUUAUACACUUGUAAAAUAAAUAAUAAAGGGAAACUAUUUUGUUGUAUUUUUUUUAAACUAUGGUAUUAAAGAGUGGGCCUGUAACAGCAACUUGCAGGUACACCCUGAUAAGACAGAAUCCCAAAUCAUCACCACUGAGAACCAAAUAACAGAAAUUAAGCAAUCUCUGGGUGUAAUAGCCUCUUCUGUCAAUCCAAGCCUCAGAAAUCUUGACGCUAUUUUUGAUUUUUGCCAUGUUUACUAGAGUGUCACUCUCAGAUUAAUCAAAAACUGCUUUUUUGAGCUAAGAAAUAUUUCUAAGCUCCAAACUUUGGUGUCAAAAGAUGAAUUAGAGAUGAUUAUUCAUGCUUUUAUUUCAUCUCAUGUUGACUAUUGUAAGUCUUAUUAUUUUUAUGAAAAAUAAAGAUCUUGGCCAUCUGCAGUUAGUGCAGAAUGCUGCUGCAAGACUUUUAAGCAACACAAGAAAGAGACAGCCCCACAUUACCCCAGUUUUAACCUCUUUACAUUGGCUACUGGUAUAUUUAGUUAAUUUUAAAACUUAGUUCUCACUUUUAGAGGCCUGAGCAACCAAGCUCCAGCUUAUAUCACCAACCUUUUAUAACUGUGUUCCCUUUCUUGUAGUUUGACAUCCUCCCGCCAAAGGCUGUUAAUGGUUCCUCAAACUAAUUUACAGGAUCAAAGGGGAUCGGUAUUUUAGAGCUGUGGCCCCCAGACUGUUGAAGGCGUUAACCUCAUCUUUACGCUGUCUUGACUACUUCAUUAUUUUAAGAAGCAGUUGGAGACCUACUUGUUCUCAUUGGCUUUUAGCUAGUUUUUAAAGGAACAAUAAGUAAUGAUGACACCUGGUGGUUAAAAUGGGAACAACACACACAAUGCCUUUCGCGGAGACUCCGCGAGCGGAGGCGUGCCGAAACAGGUGGCCAGUGCGUCGCGCGGACCGGAGCGUUCGCCCUCGCCGGGCGGAGGUCGCUUUGGGGAUGCCUGCUCCCCUCCCUCCCCUGGCGAGGACGGAGAGGAGGGGAGGGCGCCCCCUCGUAGCUCUGCUUGAACAGCAGGAUGCGCUCACGAAAACCUCACGACUACCGACUGAAUUUCAAACAUGUUUGAUUUUCACCGACCGUCCGAUUUUUUAUGUGAAAUUUUCUUAUGAAAUUUUCAUAUGGACCACGCUAAUGUGCACUAAGUAGGCCAAAUCUGGGUGAAUAUUAAAUACUUGUGGCCUACUAUAGUAGUCUACUACUAGUACAUUUACCACUCAGCCAGUGUUGUAUUUUCUUUUUAAAGACAGACGCUGUAAUCAGUUUAAGGGUCAUAAUGAUCUCGAUAAAACUAAAUUUAUUGCGUAGCAUAAUGUGUGUCUGAUUUUUGUUCUAUGGGAUCAAUUCUGGACUUCAACACAGGAAAAGAGAAGUAUACAGUUCACUUAAAAAUGUCUCUCUCAAGUCUUAUUAAAAUGUAAUAUCAGCUUUUCUGGAUACCUAGUAGGUGAUCAUCAUCACUCAGUUGUGUUUUAUUCAGAACACCUGCCUGAAGAGUAUUAGAAGGUGCGAAACGCGCAUAACAUAAAAAUGUUAAAGCGCCUGCCUGUGGCAAGUUUAGACCCAAAAUGGCGGCACUCGCUGAGUUGGCGCAACUUUCAUUUAAGGGACUUUAGUGGAGACCAGCCGUUUACUCAACGGUCUGUUGUUGCUGUGAAAACCCCGCUGAAUUUUUAGUGACACAGAAAAGGUUUAUAAUGUUGUAUUCUGUUUUAUUUCUGGUCCGCUUCUCUUACUGGCUUCCAUGUUAGCAGGCUGAUGCUCUUUUAGGAAAAUAAAAUACCAAAUGCUGCGCUCUGUUUUGGGAACUCUGGAAAGUCUCACACGAUUGGCUCAGGACCCAGGAAGUAAACACGGGCUAAACACUGAACUGAAGUCAUCCGGACCGUACUUCUAGGUUUGAAAGGAGAAAAACUUGACAUUGUUGACGGAGAGGACCGAUUGUUUGUAAGGAAUGUUACUUCCUUCCCAGGUGAAAAAUAAGAAUGAUUUAGGUUGAUUUUACAGAAAAUAUCUUACUUAUUGCUCCUUUAACUAGUUUUAUGCUAUGAUGUUUUACUUUAUUUUAUAUUUGUGUAUUG
Fundulus heteroclitus (mummichog) is the source of this 5014-nucleotide messenger RNA. Its product is annotated as patched domain-containing protein 3. The record is from RefSeq and is a predicted model, not a curated record. The transcript is spliced from 4 exons. Bases 134 to 2692 code for a protein of 852 amino acids. NCBI's taxonomy places the organism in Eukaryota, Metazoa, Chordata, Actinopteri, Cyprinodontiformes, Fundulidae. Gene Ontology annotation, cellular component: membrane.